AUGGAACUGCUUGUUCACAAAAUCGUGAUGGGGAUCACGGUCGCGAUGCUUUCCGUCACCCAAUGUCAUGGCCAGGGUCUAACACCCCACUCCUGCCGCUUUGAGGAUGCCAGAGAGGGCCAGACCGCGGAGUGCAACGUUGAUGAGAUGGUGUUUUCUGUCUGCGCGGCUGCUGAAAAUUUGAAUGCCUGUGGUGGACACACCACUCGAAUCGAGUGCUGUAAGGUGAACCAAGGGCCCCUUUCGUCUUCAAGUUGCAUAACCAUCCCCGAGGAUUCUGGUGAUAUGGCCACCUGCCCAACGUCCAUGUUCAUGCGGGGAGCCUGCAGUUCUCACUUCAAUCCGAUGUGUGACGAAAAAAGUCAUUCCAUCAAGUGUUGCGACUAUAAAUUGAACAACUCGCCGCUGUACCAAGUUAAUCCAACAGUUGAAGGGACAAGUGGAAACUUCGUGGAUUGUCCAGAUCGAAAAACAGCUGCGGCUAUGUGCGCAUCAGUCGGUCGUCCUGCAUGCACAGAUGACAGUUACACAUUGCUCCUGUGUGCAUAUCCCGACUUAUUCUUCAUUGCUUGAUCACAGUCACCAUGAAAAGCGAGCAGAAAUAAAAUAUACUUCUUAGAAGGACGCCUCCC
Darwinula stevensoni is the source of this 632-nucleotide messenger RNA. The record is from the annotation of a GenBank genome assembly. Lineage: Eukaryota; Metazoa; Arthropoda; Ostracoda; Podocopida; Darwinulidae.